UUUGAGUAUGUCACAUUGACUCAUAUUCCGUUUAAGUUUUUAUGUUCUCAAUAAGUUACCUUUAAUUCAGCACGUUUUAAGUGAUUUUAAAUGGCUCAAUUUCGCUACGUAAACGAAAUAAACAGUCUUUUAAACGUCGAUGGCCCCAUAACAACCGGUCCUACACCGAGAUGGCAAAGAAAAGGUGAAAAUAAUCUCUCCACCAGUAACAUUAGUUUAAAUUCAUCGAAAGCGAAAAAUUCAUCGGCAAAUACAAGUUCAAAUGUAAAAACUCCAUCGAAAAGAGGAGGUAGUGAUGUUAUACGUACAAAAAAGACCCCGUCGAAAACGCCAUCGAAAAGUAAAAGUCCUGGAAGAGCUACAACACCUAAACCUACUCCGAAUAAAGGUAGUAGAACUCCCGGUGGAGAUAGAUUUAUUCCCGUUAGAAGUGCAGCUCAAUUUGAAUUGGGCCAUUAUUUAUUGAAUCAAACUGAAGAUGCUGCUGAGUGUCCUGCGCAGAUGGCAAUGCAGAAAGUUCUUGUUGAAAAUUUGCAUGGAACGGAUAUGAGUAAACCUAAAAUUUUGUCUUAUCAAAAGAAAGCUUCUUCUGCUCCGGAAGGAUUUCAAAAUCCCAUGAGGGUUUUGUAUACGCAAGCGAAAACACCUGCAUCAGUUAAAAAUACAAAUAGAUAUAUUCCUCAGGCACCCGAUAGAAUCUUAGAUGCUCCCGAUAUUGUUGACGAUUUUUAUUUAAAUUUAAUUGAUUGGAGUGGUAAUAACAUUUUAGCUGCUGCUUUAGGCACAAGGGUUUAUCUUUGGAAUGCAGGUACAGGUAAAAUAGACGAAUUAGUUGAACUCCCAGACACAGUUUGUUCUUUAUCUUGGAUACAAGAAGGUGAUUAUCUCGCAAUAGGCACAACUCAAGGUACUACAGACAUUUGGGAUUGCGCCACAUCAAAAAGACUUCGUGCAAUGGAUGGGCACUCUGCGAGAGUUGGGUCAUUAGCUUGGAACUCGUACGUUGUUUCUAGCGGCUCUAGAAGUGGACAAAUAAUUCAUCACGACGUCCGACAGCGUGAGCAUCAAAUCAGCGUUUUAAGUGGUCAUACCCACGAAGUGUGCGGAUUAAAAUGGUCAACCGAUGGCAAAUAUUUGGCUAGCGGUGGAAAUGAUAACGUUUUAAAUGUUUGGCAAACGGUUAAUGGGGGUCAUCACACCAAUAACACUCCCUUAUUUAGUUUUACGCAACAUCAAGCUGCGGUUAAAGCUUUGGCUUGGUGUCCUUGGCAGCCUCAUAUCUUAGCAAGUGGGGGUGGAACUGCUGAUAGACAUAUUCGUUUUUGGAAUUGCAACAUUGGUUCUUGUAUUAAUUCUGUUGACACAAAAUCUCAAGUAUGUUCAUUGUUGUGGUCUACGAAUUAUAAAGAGUUAGUUUCUGGGCAUGGAUUUGCUAAUAAUCAAUUGAUUAUUUGGAAAUAUGCGGGUAUGACGAAAGUUGCUGAACUGACUGGGCAUACUGCGAGAGUGUUACAUUUGGCGAUAUCUCCCGAUGGCAGCACAGUACUUUCAGCUGGAGCCGAUGAAACCUUGAGAUUAUGGAAUUGUUUUGCUAAGAAUCCCGUUAAAGCUAAGGAACAGAAAAAUAAGGAGAAGCCAAGUAUACUUAAAAGUUGUAUUCGUUAAAUGCUUUUUAUUUUUAUAAGUAAUGUGACGAUGUGUUUCAUUUAAUAGUAUUGAUAAACUUGUAUUGUGUUCUUGUAUUUUUAAUGAAAUAAAGUAUUUUUUGAUAUUA
This is a messenger RNA of Onthophagus taurus, 1774 nucleotides long. It is a transcript of the gene fzy, whose product is annotated as cell division cycle 20 protein fzy. Gene Ontology annotation, molecular function: protein binding; anaphase-promoting complex binding; ubiquitin ligase activator activity. Gene Ontology annotation, cellular component: anaphase-promoting complex. The record is from RefSeq and is a predicted model, not a curated record. Gene Ontology annotation, biological process: positive regulation of anaphase-promoting complex-dependent catabolic process; anaphase-promoting complex-dependent catabolic process; positive regulation of ubiquitin protein ligase activity. Lineage: Eukaryota; Metazoa; Arthropoda; Insecta; Coleoptera; Scarabaeidae.